Alligator sinensis (Chinese alligator) is the source of this 1152-nucleotide messenger RNA. RefSeq names its product fetuin-B-like. Lineage: Eukaryota; Metazoa; Chordata; Crocodylia; Alligatoridae. Gene Ontology annotation, molecular function: cysteine-type endopeptidase inhibitor activity. Gene Ontology annotation, cellular component: extracellular region. The record is from RefSeq and is a predicted model, not a curated record. The transcript is spliced from 7 exons. The coding region runs from base 1 to 1152 and encodes 383 amino acids. Gene Ontology annotation, biological process: negative regulation of endopeptidase activity.
AUGAAGGUGAUCCUGCUACUAGCAUGCGUGUGGAUGGUAGACGGCGGGACCCCGUUACUUCCAUUGCAUCCAGUUCCCUGUAAUGCAAGAAUUGCUGAGAAAACAGCGCGUUUGGCUAUUAGUUAUAUAAAUGAAGAUCGAACUGAGGGUUACAAACUCAGCUUAAACAGAAUCAAUAGAGUGUUUGGGAGCCACCAGGGGGCUGCAGGAAAAGUUUACUACCUGGAUCUGGAUGUGCUGGAAACCAAAUGUUACAUUAGAAGUGCUUUACCUUGGGAGGAUUGUGACAUCCGUCCUUUUGUGGAAACAAAGGUGUCUGGGACUUGCCGUGCUAUAGUACACAUCAAGCCUGAUGUCUCCGCUAUAACUUGUGGUUACAACUGCAGCUUAGCUCCAGAUGCUAAGGAGAAUAUCACCAGUAUCUGUCCGGAGUGCCUAACAUUUAUCACUCCAGACAGCCGGGAAUCAAUGAAGGCUGUGAAUCUGACUCUUAACAAAUUCAACGAAGAAAGCGAUGAGUCCCACUACUUUGCUGUAGCAAAAGUCAUCAGAGCCCUAAGUCCGACUUUGACUCAGCCCGGCCAGGAUUAUCACGUAGAAUUCACCAUCGAAGAGACUGACUGCAUCAAAGGCCGUGACGGCAUUGGGAGAAGCUGCACAUUUAAGUCUCCUGAAACAGCUCGGACAGGUUUCUGCGUUGGUGACGUCUAUAUAAAGGACAGCGCUGAUGUUGAGGCCUCUUGCGAACUCUAUGAUCCAAAGGGUCCAAAUGAUGCUCCCCAGGGUAAUGCCAGUGGUGGCUCUUUGGAUGCCGAACCAGAUCCUACAUGUGCUCCUGGCAGACCAGAGCAGACCACACAAACUCAGAAGCCAACUGGUGAUCACCGACUGAAUGUCAAGCCACAUCGUCGCCCAGUGUUUGGGCGAAGGGAAUCAUCCUCAGAAUCGGAGUCCUCCGAGGAGAGAAGAAUAACCUUUGUUCACACAAGAGUUUCCAGAAAACAUCCUCAGCGCACCAGCCCUGCUCUCCAGCCUUCGCCGCAUCCAACGAGCAAUUCCAAGGUACCAUCCGCAGCCUUUUUAGAGUCCUUUCCUGAGUUCCCGCCUCAUCAGCCAACCUGUCCAGGUAGAGCCAUUCACAUCACCUUAUAG